AUGUCAUACCUGUUUCCGAAAAGAUUCCUUGACCUUGCAGGCGAUUUGAAAAAGCUGUUUUAUAAGCCGGAGCCGGAGACAGUCGUCCCAGGCCAGAUCAUCACCAUCAACAAGUUUUUCUCUCCCGAGUUGUGUCAAGAGCUUAUCUCAUCUUUCGAGAAGGGUAUUAAUUUAGAGACCACACCAUUGAGAAAACUGAAAGAGUACGCUGUCCGUGUCAAUGAUAGAUGGUCCACUACUGACUACGAGUCAUCGCAAAAGCUUUGGCAGUACUUGAAACAGCUUUUGAUUCAAGAGAAUGAGUAUGGCUAUGAAGACCCAGAAACCGCCGCCAUCAAACGCGACUUUGAACAGGCUAUAGGGCUCAAUCCUCAGCUCAGAGUAUACCGGUAUCGCAAGGGGCAUCAUUUCGGACAACACUACGAUGAGUCUGUAUCUUGCGCUAUGGAUGCUAAAGGUAAAAGUAAAGGUCAAACGCAUUGGACCUUGCUCAUUUACUUGACAGGAGACGAAGAAUUUGUUGGCGGAGGAACUAUUUUCUACCCUGAUAUUAGAGGGAUUGAACCUUUGAAUAUUCAUCCGACGAAAGGCAUGGCAUUAUUACAUAAACAUGGUGACGAUUGUCUCCGUCAUGAAGGGGAACUCGUCAAAGACGGAGUCAAAUGGGUGUUACGGAGUGACGUCGUCUUUCCCAGGUGA
Molecule: messenger RNA, 699 nt
Organism: Diutina rugosa
Lineage: Eukaryota; Fungi; Ascomycota; Pichiomycetes; Serinales; Debaryomycetaceae
Exons: 1
Coding region: 1-699 (232 amino acids)
Biological process (GO): peptidyl-proline hydroxylation to 4-hydroxy-L-proline
Cellular component (GO): endoplasmic reticulum
Molecular function (GO): L-ascorbic acid binding; iron ion binding; procollagen-proline 4-dioxygenase activity
Source: RefSeq, a predicted model, not a curated record